UGGGUCUAAGAGCGAGGGUUUUCCAGUAAAGAAGGUGGGGAAAUUCAGACACUGACAAACCACAGAGACACAACAGCCAGCAAACAGGUAUUAAUCCGUCCAAUAUUCAUCCAUCAUGGCCGAGUCAUCUCAUAGCUGGUGGAAACUAACUUUCCUCAGGAGAAAAAAAUCCCAGCCAAAGGUUCUGUAUGAAAUCCCAGCAGAGUUUGUUUCUAACACCGGCAUCAGCCACAAUGGAUCAGGUGGAACCCCCGAUGUCCAGCAACAGGAGGAGGCCGAUCAUGACUCCCAGCUGGACGCCCGUCUGGAGAGGAUUGUAGAUAAGACCACAGCCAGUAGAGGGCGCCACGUCAAAGUGUCCCACUCCGGGAGGUUUAAAGAGAAGAAGAAAGUGCGGGCCACACUAGCAGAGAACCCAGACAUGUUUCCAGUCGGGGAUUCUAUGAGAGAUGAGAACCAGAAAGCUGUAGGGAAAUAACAGGGAGCCAGAUGAAAGACCAGAACACCAAUAAGACCAACAGGAUUUCACACAUACAUUCAUAACUGAACUGUCCAAAGAAUGGUGUUUGUGUUUAUGGCAAUGAACAAUCACAAAACUCGUUAUUGUUUAUAUUUCCAUACAGUUUGGACAUUCCAUUGAAGUCGAUACAGAGAGCAUCUGUAUAGUCUGAGUGAUGGCUACAGUUUAAACAUGUUUAUUUUAUGU
Molecule: messenger RNA, 706 nt
Organism: Sphaeramia orbicularis (orbiculate cardinalfish)
Lineage: Eukaryota; Metazoa; Chordata; Actinopteri; Kurtiformes; Apogonidae
Gene: prr15la
Product: proline rich 15 like a
Exons: 2
Coding region: 116-478 (120 amino acids)
Source: RefSeq, a predicted model, not a curated record